This is a messenger RNA of Ornithodoros turicata, 825 nucleotides long. Its product is annotated as tigger transposable element-derived protein 6-like. Gene Ontology annotation, cellular component: nucleus. Gene Ontology annotation, molecular function: DNA binding. Bases 1 to 825 code for a protein of 274 amino acids. The record is from RefSeq and is a predicted model, not a curated record. NCBI's taxonomy places the organism in Eukaryota, Metazoa, Arthropoda, Arachnida, Ixodida, Argasidae. The transcript has a single exon.
AUGGCGUCCGCGUCGUCGGGAAGUCAGCUGAAGAGAAAAGCUAUCAGCCUCGAGACGAAGCACAGCAUCCUCGACGACCAUCGUUCCGGGAUUCCAGUGAAGACCUUGGUUACAAAGUAUGGUCUUUCGCAGCCGACUGUUUCUACAAUCAUCAGGAACCGGGACAAGAUCCUUGCGUCCGCGACACUGGACGGUGCGUCCGGGAAACGAAAGAGAAUGUGGGGAGCAGCACUCCCGGACGUCGAGGCCGCUCUCUACAAGUGGUUUCUGGAAGUCUGUGGCCGGAAUAUCCCCGUAAGUGGUGCCGUUCUCACAGCGAAAGCGAAGCAACUGGCCUUUCUGAUGGAGCACAAGGGGUUCAGUCCUGGAAACGGUUGGCUGCACCGCUUUAAAGAGAGACACGGCAUCCGAUUCAAGAAAAUCGUCGGCGAAGCAGCCUCCGCAGACAUCUCAAAUAUCGACGAAUGGAUGGACAUGCACGCCGCGAAAAUCGCCUCGUACGACGAACGGGAUGUUUUCAACGCAGAUGAAACUGCCUUGUUUUUUCAGCUCCUGCCGUCACACACACAUGCAUUGAGAAACGAGACGUGUGCUGGUGGCAAGCACAGCAAAGUUCGAGUGACGGUCCUACUGUGCUGCAAUAUGGACGGCAGCGAUCGCCAAAAGCUGUUUGUGAUCGGCAAGUCAGCGAAACCACGAGACUUCCGAAGUCUGUACAGCCUGCCCGUGCAUUACAGGAGCAACUCAAAAGCAUGGAUGACGAAGGUGCUGGGCCCGCUUGCACGAAACAAUCCUAAGUGUAACACUUGGCAAGUGUUGCACUAA